UUAAUCUGUAAAUUUGAAUUUAAUCACAAGGACAUCCCACAUGGUGUCUCAUGUUCCUCAGUAUCUACAGCAUCUCCAUGAUGGUGGCUUCCCAUUGUCCUUUGCCUGAGUUUGGAGAGGGAUGUCAGUAUCACCCAAUCCACCUGGCCUUGGAGUCCUCUCUGGCAGCUUCUACCUGCACAUCUCAGUAAAUGGAACAUGUGACCCUCUUGGUUCUGUGGCCCACUCACUGUUGGAGACCUUGUGCUUUUUUGACUUGCAGCCUAGACACCCAUCCCUUUCCAGAUGGCUUCAACUCUGCAGCCUUUCUGAGAGCUUGUCACCCCUUCCCUAAGACCACUCUACUGAUCCUCCUCCUCCAAGUCUUUCCUUUUCAGCCUUUUUUGCAGCCACCUUAUGUGGGGCUGACUUGAGCUCCUCCAUCUCUAACCUAUCCACAGCCCCUCACUGCUGGGACCUUGGAGUUCAUCUCAGGAACACACCCUCUUCUUGCUGCCUCCAUUGCUGUAGCCUGGAGGGUGUUUGUCAGCUGGGAGAGCUAGGCAGGGAGUGGACACAGUGAGUAGGAGGAAAGUACACUUCCUUCUUCCUAGGGGAAGGGCAGAGAUAUGCAGAGGGAGCAGCACAGUCUGAGUUGGACCUGAAAGGCUACUGUAGCAAUUUUCAAGGUGCCAUGGAAGAAGCAAGCAUUCCAGCACUGGCCCGUGUUUGUGGAGGUUAAAGACCUUUUGACAUUGGUUCCACCCCUAGUGGGCCUGAAGGGGAACCUAGAAAUGACACUGGCAUCACGGCUCUCCACAGCUGCCAACACUGGACAAAUUGAUGACCCCCAGGAGAAACACAGAGUCAUCAGCAGCAACCUUGCCCUCAUUCAGGUGCAGGCCACUGUUGUGGGGCUUCUGGCUGCAAUGGCUGCCCUGCUGCUGGGUGCCAUGUCUAGAGAGGGGUUAGACUUGGCCAAGGUGUCACUGUUGUGUGCCAGCAGCGUCCUCACUGCCUUCCUCGCAGCCUUUGCCCUAGGAAUGCUGAUGGUCUGUAUAGUGGUUGGUGCUCGAAAACUGGGGGUCAACCCAGACAACAUUGCCACACCCAUUGCAGCCAGCCUGGGAGACCUCAUCACACUGUCCAUUCUAGCUUUGCUUAGCAGCUUCUUCUAUAGACACAAAGACACCUGGUAUCUGACACCACUGGUCUGCGUUGGCUUCAUGGCUCUCAUCCCCCUGUGGGUCCUCAUUGCCAAGCAGAACCCCCCAGUCAUGAAGAUCCUAAAGUUUGGGUGGUUUCCAAUCAUUCUUGCCAUGGUUAUCAGCAGUUUUGGAGGGCUCAUCCUGAGAAAAACCAUUUCUAAGCCCCAGUACAAAGGCAUGGCCAUAUUUACCCCUGUUGUGUGUGGUGUUGGUGGUAACCUGGUGGCCAUUCAGUCCAGCCGGAUAUCCACUUACCUGCAUAUUUCGAGCACUCCUGGGGUCCUACCUCUCCAGAUGAAAAAAUUCUGGCCUAACCCAUGUUCUAUUUUUUGCACCUCAGAAAUUAAUUCCAAGUCAGCCCGAGUCCUGCUCUUUCUGGUGGUCCCAGGCCACCUGAUUUUCUUCUAUAUGAUCUACCUGGUGGAAGGUCAGUCGGUGACCAACAGCAAGACCUUUAUGUUGCUGUAUCUGCUAGCAGGCCUGAUCCAGGUAAUAAUUUUGCUGUACCUGGCAGAAGUGAUGGUUCGGUCGACCUGGCACCAGGCCCUGGAUCCUGACAACCACUGCAUUCCAUACCUUACUGGGCUGGGGGACCUGCUAGGAACUGGCCUCCUGGCGCUCUGCUUCCUUAUCAACUGGGUACUGAGGGGCAAAGCAGAGCUGGAUGGCAUCUCAGAACUGGCCCCUGGACCUCCGUGACUGAUCCCAGCAGCUCCUGUGGCUCAUAAUUGUCCCUCACAACAGGGUACAGAAUGCGGUCUCUCCCUUGCUGGUCCUCAGGAUGGUUGACAGCCUGCCUCUGCAUUGGCCUCUGCAGUGGCUAAACACACUCACAUAAACCUUGACUUGGGUUGGUAGCUGAGCCCUGAGAUCAGGAGCCUUGUUUGUGAGUGUAUGAAUGUGUGUUUGCGCAUGUGUAAGCAAAGCAGAGUGUUCUGGCCUGAAGACAGCUCAGGAAAAGGUGAGUCUAGUGUGCUUUGGCAGGUGUGCAUGCCUUGGUUCAUGCCUGUGCAGCCAAGAUUCAGAUAGAGCAAGAGGGAGCUCCUUUGUGUCCCCAAGACUCAGGAUUACACUGUAGGCUUAACUGCUGUCUUCACUAGGUUCCAGCUCGAUGGGCCACACUCCUGGUGGCCGUACAAAUGUGUGUACCCUCUGUGAGCCAGGCUUUACAUUCCUCUCCUUUGCUCUCAGCAUUUAAGUUUGUUGCUGCUUUCUUUUUAUUUGCCUUUUUUUUUUUAAAGCACAACCUUCUAUUUAGGUUUCAGUGAUCAGAGAAGUGUAAAAUAAAACAUGAUAUUGUACUUGG
Molecule: messenger RNA, 2493 nt
Organism: Heterocephalus glaber (naked mole-rat)
Lineage: Eukaryota; Metazoa; Chordata; Mammalia; Rodentia; Bathyergidae
Gene: Slc41a3
Product: solute carrier family 41 member 3
Biological process (GO): monoatomic cation transport
Cellular component (GO): plasma membrane
Molecular function (GO): monoatomic cation transmembrane transporter activity
Source: RefSeq, a predicted model, not a curated record